Molecule: messenger RNA, 1599 nt
Organism: Scheffersomyces amazonensis
Lineage: Eukaryota; Fungi; Ascomycota; Pichiomycetes; Serinales; Debaryomycetaceae
Exons: 1
Coding region: 1-1599 (532 amino acids)
Molecular function (GO): mRNA binding
Source: RefSeq, a predicted model, not a curated record
AUGUCAGAUCAAGAACAACAACAACAACCAGCUCAACUUGAGCAAGAACAAGUCCAACAGCAUGAACAACAACAGCCUACUCCAGCUGAGUCAUCAACUCCAGUUGCAGUACCUGCUGAAAAUGAAGUUGUUCCCGAACAACAACAAGUUGAACAACAACCACAGUCAACUCCUAACGCAGAAGAACAACCUCAAGGAGAAUUAAAUGAUCAAAAUCAACAACCAACUACUACCCCAGCUUCUGCAACUGCUGGAGGACGUGAAGUUUCAAACAAAAUUUUAUAUGUUGGAAACAUACAUAAUAGUAUAUCAGAAGAUAAUUUAAAGGAAUUAUUUUUGGUUGCUGGUCCAACCCAAUCAAUUAAGAUUUUAAAUGAUAAAAAUAAACCAGGAUUUAAUUAUGCCUUUGUUGAAUUUGAAAAUACUCAAAUUGCUGAUCUUGCUUUACGUUCUCUUAAUAGACGUAUAUUAAAUAAUACUGAAAUUAAAAUUAAUUGGGCUUAUCAAUCAUCAAAUGUUGUUAAUAAUAAUUUAACUGAAAAUGAUGAACCAGUGUUUAAUAUUUUUGUUGGAGAUUUAUCUCCAGAAGUUGAUGAUGAAUCAUUAAAGAUAGCAUUCUCAAAAUUUAAUUCAUUAAAGCAGGCUCACGUAAUGUGGGAUAUGCAAACUUCAAGAUCUAGAGGUUAUGGUUUUGUUACUUUUUCAAGUGAAUCUGAUGCUGAAUUAGCUUUACAAACUAUGAAUGGUGAAUGGUUAAAUGGUAGAGCCAUUAGAUGUAAUUGGGCUUCUCAUAAACAACUUCAUAAUAAUAAUGGUAAUAAUAUUAAUAAUAAUAAUAAUUUUAGACAUAACCCAAAUAAUCGUCAUAAUAAUCCAAACAAUAAUUUACAUCAACAUCAUCAUAAUUUACAUCAUAACAAUAAUGCUAAUAAUAGAUUACCAAAUCAACAAUUUAGACAGUUUAAUGGAAAUAUUAAUAAUAACAUCAAUAAUAAUAAUAAUAAUGGUGGACUUUUAUCUUCACAACUUAGUGGUGGCAUUCCUCAACCUCAUCAACAACAACCUUUGAAUUCUAAUUUACAAUCAAAUGGUGGUGCAGUUGGUUCAAUUCCUCCUCAAUUCCAACAACAAAAUGGUUUACCUCAACAACAACAAGGUGUUUUAAAUCCUUCUAUUUCUGCUAAUGGUGAAAUUAAUAAUAACAAUAAUAACAAUAAUACUAACAAUAAUAACAAUAAUAAUGUCCCAGUUAUGUCCCCUCAAUCUUAUGAUAUCGUAUUAAGACAAACGCCUUCAUGGCAAACUACAGUUUAUUUAGGAAAUAUUGCUCAUUUCACUCAACAGAAUGAUAUUAUUCCUUUGGUACAAAAUUUCGGUUAUAUUGUUGAUUUUAAAUUUCAUCCAGAAAGAGGUUGUGCCUUUGUUAAAUAUGAUACUCAUGAACGUGCUGCACUUGCUAUUGUUCAAUUGGCUGGUUUCAAUGUUAAUGGACGUCCUUUGAAAUGUGGUUGGGGUAAAGAUAGACCUCCAAUUGGUCAAUUUCAAAAUUUCGGCCGUGGUGUACCUCCACCUCCAAUGUAUGGUCAAGGUAGACCAUAA